Messenger RNA from Solanum stenotomum, 639 nucleotides. RefSeq lists its product as uncharacterized. Lineage: Eukaryota; Viridiplantae; Streptophyta; Magnoliopsida; Solanales; Solanaceae. Bases 1 to 639 code for a protein of 212 amino acids. The record is from RefSeq and is a predicted model, not a curated record. The transcript has 3 exons. Gene Ontology annotation, molecular function: nucleic acid binding; RNA-DNA hybrid ribonuclease activity.
AUGCUUUUGAGUGAGGUUGACAUUGUGUACGUGACUCAAAAGGCAAUAAAAGCACAAGCCUUAGCUGAUCAUCUUGCGGAGAAUCCAGUUGUUGGUGAAGAUAUUUCUCAGGCAUACCCUGGUAGGAGAGUAUUCUUUGAUGGAGCGACAAAUCACCAAGGAAAAGGUAUCAGAGCGGUCUUAGUAUCAGAAUCCGGUCAACACUAUCUUAUGGUAGCUAAACUCCGAUUUAAUUGCACAAACAACAUGACUGAGUAUGAAGCUUGGAUCCUAGGUCUGAGGAUGGCCAUUGAUAUGAAUGUUCACGAGUUACUGGUUAUUGGAGACUCAGAUUUGCUGAUCCAUCAGGUUCAAGGAGAAUGGGCUGUGAAGAAUCUAAAGAUCACACCGUAUGUGCAGUAUAUACGGAAGUUGUGCAAGAGAUUUCGCAAGAUUGAGUUCAGGUUUGGAGUGCCAGAAUCCAUCAUUAUUGAUAAUGGAGCGAAUCUCAACAGUCAUUUGAUGAGAAAGAUAUUUGGAGAUACUCCAUAUUUGCUAGUAUAUGGAACAGAAACAGUUAUACAUGUCGAAGUCGAAAUACCAUCCUUGAGAAUCAUCCAAGAAGCUGAAUUGAGUGAUGAUGAUUGGGUCCGCAAGUGA